This is a messenger RNA of Penicillium subrubescens, 652 nucleotides long. RefSeq lists its product as uncharacterized. NCBI's taxonomy places the organism in Eukaryota, Fungi, Ascomycota, Eurotiomycetes, Eurotiales, Aspergillaceae. The transcript is spliced from 4 exons. Bases 50 to 652 code for a protein of 200 amino acids. The record is from RefSeq and is a predicted model, not a curated record.
CAUUGUCAGUCGAUUAGCUGUUUGCUGCAACGGUACUGUAACAUUAAAGAUGUGCUUGAUCUUUAUCACUUUGCUCGCUAUAAACGUAUUGUUCUCCCGGGCUGGCCCCACCAUAACCCAGUCCGACUGCCAGCUUGAUUGGAACCUGUGUACGGUUAGUAAUGAUGGGGGAAUGUCCUGCUAUUGCGAUGGUAGUAAACAGCAGCAAGCCUACAUUCAUCUGACUCACUGCUUCGCAAAUGAUAAUGGACAGUUGACCCCGCGCGUGAAUGGUGGGUUCCUAUCCAAUCGUGACGGGAUUAAGGGCUCGUGCGACAUGGGCGAAGCCGCCCCCCGGCCGCCAAUGCUUCAAGCAACUUGCAAACCUAAUAAUCAGCUGACAUCAACCGAUAUGGAGGGAGUGAUAUCUUUCAAAGGUGACAAGGGUUCCUGUGGUCAACGUGCUGAAGACUACAAUGCUGCUACGCGCUCUCAUUUCAGCUUCGGCUUAGCUGUUUUGGCGGUCCCGCUGGUUCUUCGUGCUGAGGACGCCACGACCUCGAUUGACAUCGCUAGACGCACAGAGAGCGCAGAGCACGUGAACUACGCAGACGCUACUAUCAAUAUUGCGAAGCGAGUCAACCAGACCAGCUUUUUUGCUGAUAUUGCUUAG